GUUUCAUUCCAAAUGUACUCAAAUCACUUUGAUCGACCGUGAAGUGCUUCAGAGUUCUCGAGGGCGGUUCUUAGCGAUUGCGUUAUUCGCCCGGAUUGGAUGUCUUGGGGUAGAUCCGUCGAUCACGCUCGGGUAUCACGCGUUUCUUGUGCAGGGUCAUGCACUAUGACGGUCACGUUGCCCAGUUCACUCGAGAGGCAUAUUUUUCCUUCAGCCGCUAUACGCUUGCAAGGCCUCGACGCAGUACUCGGUAUCAACUCUCUGGCGACGAGGAGCCAUUUUCCUGUCAAUCUGCACAGUUACUAGCCUUUCAGAUAUCCGACCCACGACUCUUCAUUGUACCCACCACCGCGCGAUGCCUCUCCCAUAUGAGAACCCGCGGUUCUACGACGAAGCUCGCCACGAUGACUUCGCUCCUCGCGACAAACGAAGCGGUUCUCAUAGCCGAUACCCGCAUAAUGCGCAUCAUGAUCGCUCUAGACGUGAGCCACUCCAUCUGCCUCCUGAUGUCCUUUCACUGCGGUAAAUUUACAGUCUACACAGGCGAAUCUCCUGAGCCUCGACGACGACAAACCUAUCCAGAACCUCGCCGCUACCACGGUCACGUAUCAGACGAUUUGCCUUCGUCCCAGCGACGCCACCGACACAAAGAGGAUAACGAUCGUGGACGAAGUCGCUAUGGUGACAGGUUUGACGACUCCGAAUUCUCGCGACGACAACACAGACGAGAGUACGAUGACUAUCACCGGGACCAGCGUUCUAAACCCAAGAGAGAUCGCUAUGACGGGAGACCGCCACCGGAAGAGAGACGUACGAUACACGACGACCGCCGCAGAGAUCGACCUACACAGUCAAGACGCAAGGAAAGCAAGUGGCAGAAGCAAGCAAAGGAUCUGUUUAUUGCCUACGCUGUCCCUGUGAUCAAGACUGAGGGUAAGAAAUAUGUUACGAAGCAACUGGGAAAGAUGUUUGCCGAUAAGAAGUGAUUCCAGAGUAUGGAUUACUUUGCAUAGUGACAGAGGUUCUGGUUAAUAGAUUCUCAUCUUCCGAUUUGGUAUGGUUGGCUUGUUGAUUCAUUGGUCCCGCAUUC
Messenger RNA from Westerdykella ornata, 1090 nucleotides. RefSeq lists its product as uncharacterized. NCBI's taxonomy places the organism in Eukaryota, Fungi, Ascomycota, Dothideomycetes, Pleosporales, Sporormiaceae. The transcript has 3 exons. The record is from RefSeq and is a predicted model, not a curated record. Bases 159 to 986 code for a protein of 275 amino acids.